ACGGCUACGAUACCCAUUGCCCAACUAGUCACUUCGUGCAGCAGCAGGUUUACGAGGAGAACCCCGGCGGCGGCGCAAAGCGGAGAGACCAAGGAGAGAGGCAAAGAUGUCGAAGCGACAGGGUCCCCCGAAGCACCAGAACACCUACGCAUGGAAGCCCAAUCUCGGCCGGAAGAUCAACGAGACUGAGCCCGGCGGCAGGUUCCGGCCUUUGUCGGAGAUCACCGGCGUCUGCCAGCGCUGCCGGGACCAGAUCGACUGGAAGCGCAAGUACGGCAAGUACAAGCCAAUUGUUGAGCCCACAAAAUGUCAGAAGUGCAGUAAACGGAACGUCCGGCAGGCAUACCACAACGUCUGCACGGGUUGCUCCAAGGACCUUGGGAUUUGUGCCAAGUGCUGCACUUCUGUUAAGCAGCUAGUUGGAAGGGAUGCCGAAGAAGAGGACACUGAGCGCAAAGCACUAGAGGAGGCAAUCAGAUAUGCUAGGGAGAGGGAACGCCGCACACUUCUUCGCUUUAUGAACAAAAGCAAGGAUGGGGACAGCGGGCCUUCGGUCCCCAAGAUUGCCGACAGAGAUCGAGAAGGCGACCUUUUCCCUGUUGCAUCCCUUGACGAAUAUGCUGAACAAGCUAUACAAAAAGAUGAUUCUGAUGAAGAGGCCAGGGAUUUUGUAGAAGAUUAAGUUCUCAAGGUUUGGUACUGAAAGGAUUUUUAGCUUUGCGUGGUAUUGUUCUUUCUGGUUAUUCUCACUCACCAGAGGAAUACCGAUACUUCUUUAUCGGAUAUGUGUCGCUUAUCAGAUCUUGAUGUUUUAUCAUUGUGUUUACAAGCACCCUCUCGACUGUGCUUCUCCAAGUGUAGGAAUCUGAGGCUGUAUUAUAAUUUAUAUUGCGGUUCUGGAAAAGAUAUCGUUUUGAAAAGGAAAAGAAAACACUGGAUGUGAUUGUGGUAUA
Brachypodium distachyon (stiff brome) is the source of this 953-nucleotide messenger RNA. RefSeq lists its product as uncharacterized. The transcript has 8 exons. Lineage: Eukaryota; Viridiplantae; Streptophyta; Magnoliopsida; Poales; Poaceae. Bases 107 to 682 code for a protein of 191 amino acids. The record is from RefSeq and is a predicted model, not a curated record.